This is a messenger RNA of Girardinichthys multiradiatus, 662 nucleotides long. RefSeq names its product c-Myc-binding protein-like. The record is from RefSeq and is a predicted model, not a curated record. Lineage: Eukaryota; Metazoa; Chordata; Actinopteri; Cyprinodontiformes; Goodeidae. Gene Ontology annotation, cellular component: nucleus. The transcript has 5 exons. Bases 156 to 470 code for a protein of 104 amino acids. Gene Ontology annotation, molecular function: transcription coactivator activity. Gene Ontology annotation, biological process: regulation of DNA-templated transcription.
CCAUUGAGUUCGGUCCAGCUGUAUCUCAGUCCUUAAAACGAAAGUUAACUUUGCCAACCUGGUGGUACUUUCCCUGCUUUUCAUUCGCUCCGAUAUCAAGCGGGACACCAACUAUAGAAGCUUUACAGCUAGUCGGCUUUACAACCGGUAUCAUCAUGGCGCAUUAUAGAGCGUCUGACUCCAAGAGAGAACAUUUCAGAAGAUAUUUAGAGAAAACUGGAGUGGUUGAUAGUCUCACCAGUGUUUUUGUGUCUCUGUAUGAGCAACAAGAGAAACCUGCCAACGCUUUGGAAUUUGUGAAGCAGCACCUCGGUGCUGUUGGCCUGGCUUCAGCAGAAACAGAGAAUCUGCUGCAGGAAGUGAGCGACCUGAGACAGAGAUGUGCACAUCUGGAGGAGGAAAACAAAGACCUGAAAGAAAGGCUGCACCAAUAUGAAGCGGCUUCAGAAGAUGGAGGCGCUGCUAACUAGACCUCAAGAACAAACCCGUCUGUUUGGAUAAACAUAUUAUUUGUUUAUGCUGCUGUCAAUUGAUGUGGCUGUAAAUGUGUCAGUAAAUCUCACUUUAUUCUUUGUUUCUUAAAAUCUAAUUUAUUCUGUAUAUGUUUGUGUAUAUAUAUUUCUUGACUGUUUGUUCUUUAGUAAAGUAAGUUGGUUCAGAGA